AUGGAGAGCAUAAGCGAGAAAGAAAAAAAACUUGAACAUUUUUUCGCAGACAAAGUUCGUAAGGUAAUUGGUGACGAGGAGUUAAACAAACUAGGGAAAGAAGCCGAGGAAGAAAUUUAUAAACAAAUUGUGGCCAAUCCCAAUGGUAAUCAGCAACCAAAUCAAAAAGGACCAAAUCAGCAAGAUCCAAGUCAACAACCGAACCAAAAAAAUAAUAAUAAUUCCGCUAAAAUUACUCAAUUGCAGCAAGAAAUCAACGGUUUAAGACAAGAAAUCC
Molecule: messenger RNA, 277 nt
Organism: Ambispora leptoticha
Lineage: Eukaryota; Fungi; Glomeromycota; Glomeromycetes; Archaeosporales; Ambisporaceae
Source: the annotation of a GenBank genome assembly